Molecule: messenger RNA, 798 nt
Organism: Aureobasidium melanogenum CBS 110374
Lineage: Eukaryota; Fungi; Ascomycota; Dothideomycetes; Dothideales; Saccotheciaceae
Exons: 3
Coding region: 1-798 (265 amino acids)
Source: RefSeq, a predicted model, not a curated record
AUGCCUCUACCGCAAUCAAUGUCGACCAAAGCCUCGAAGUUGGACAGUAAAAUAAUCUGGAACCCGCCAAUUCCUACUAUUGACUUGACCGAAGUGCAUCAGACCAUCUCUCUACACGGGCUGUUGGCAGUAGCGUCCCAGCUAAGGGAUGGCAAGGAAUGUGACUUUGCUCUUGAAACCGAUACCAAGCCUAUUUCCGGCGGCCAAUGUAUCAUCUUCGUGGUAGAGUAUUCGGAUGGCAUCAAGUAUGCCUUCCGGCUACCUUACCAUACACGAAAGUCCACAAUCCGCGACUCGUUCUUUGCCCACGAGCUGGAAACGUGGAAGGCUCUGAUCAGCAACCGCAUUCCUCUCAUACCCAAAAUCUUCGGUUUUGGCUUGUCAGAUGAUAAUCUCAUUGGCUUUCCCUUUAUUGCAUACGAAUGGGUCGAAGGGAAACCAUUGGUAUGGACUGACAACGAACCAUGCGAUCCAACACAUCGAGAAAAGACAAUCAAGACCCUAGCAUCUUUCACCAUUGAGACUGCCUGUCGAAUGCAGAAACCAGGGAAAACCUCUGCCGAGGUGUAUGUGACUGAAGCCAUAGACCGCAAGAUCAAGCGUGUCUUGAAUGGGACGCUCCGAACAGCAAAGCUCAUAGACUGUCUUCGACAACGAAGUUUGAUUCACAAAUAUUUGAUUCCCCAACUCAAUGAUUCGCCUUGGGUUAUGGUUCAUGGAGAUCUUUCCAACUCCAACAUCAUUGAAGAUCCCGAACAUGAUAUCUCUGGGUUGAAUCAUCGACUUUGGGUUUGCUGA